Molecule: messenger RNA, 1443 nt
Organism: Diplodia corticola
Lineage: Eukaryota; Fungi; Ascomycota; Dothideomycetes; Botryosphaeriales; Botryosphaeriaceae
Product: transcription factor
Exons: 2
Coding region: 1-1443 (480 amino acids)
Biological process (GO): positive regulation of transcription by RNA polymerase II
Molecular function (GO): DNA-binding transcription factor activity, RNA polymerase II-specific; zinc ion binding; sequence-specific DNA binding
Source: RefSeq, a predicted model, not a curated record
AUGGAUGACUCGGGCAGUGCGCCGCCCAGCAGUCGCCCCCUCGAGCGCCGCGCAACCGUGGGCGAAGCAUCGUCGCCAUCGCACCAGCCACACCGCUGGCGCCCACGAAGCAAGUCCGUAUCGAACGCGUGCGAGCGGUGCAGGCGCCGCAAGAUCCGCUGCGAUGGGGAGGUCGGCCCCUGCUCCACCUGCGUCCGCUUCUGCGUGGCUUGCGUCCGUCCGCCCAAGCUGAAAGUCGGUGCCCACCGGGCUCUGGCCAGCCGCAUCCACCAGCUCGAGGCGCAGCUGGCCGACUUGGGUGACGCACACAGUCCCGCCUGGAGUGACUCGAUUCCAACCACAUCGCUGCACCUCGACACCACUUUCAACUCCCCGCAGCCUUCCCUCUCCUGGGACUUUUCACCAUCCACCCACUCUGCCGCCGCCAGUCCAGCCAUCCAGCAGCCCGACAUCCCCACCAUCGAGAUCUCCGAGUGCGGAGGGCCCGCCUCUCCAACUUUACUCUCCCCGGCUCCCUCUUUACUUUCCGCCAACUCCCGCUGCUCGACCCCGGACCCGUACACCAUCACGACCCCCAUCAUUCUCGGCUGCUCCGCCGCCCAGCUCGCGCCGCCUCUGCUGGCAUCCCCCGUCUCCCCGCCCGUCUCCGCCUACGGCAGCAGCCAGCGAAGCCAGUGGGACUUUUCUCCCCUUUUCCACGGCGACGCCAGCAACGAUGGUGCCUGUUACCUGAGCCCUCCUCCCGCCGACCGCGGCGGGGAUCCGUCGUCGCUCUCGCGGCGCUCGUCCAUCUCAUCGCUCGGUCUGGAUCACGAUUUCUACAACGCCGUCGCCCUGCACCCCUUCUCGCCCUUUGAAGAGGACCCGCUGCCGCUGCCGCCCUCCCCCUCGCCCAACGCCUUCGGCGAGCGGUCCCGACCGAACGCCAGCAGCCGCCCACCCACGACGACGCAGCCGCAGCCGCAGACGCAGACGCAGACGCCAACCAAGUUCGAAGCCGAGACGCUAUCCGACAUCUUCUUCGACGGCAUCGACCCCAGCCGAUGGCCCGUGGAGCCAGCGGUCCACCACGCCUGCCUGGACCGGGUGUACGACGACGACCACCAUCAUAAUUUUCCAGAACUUAGCUACUCGCUGCGCAUGGCGCGCUUCCUCGUCUUCAUGACCCUGGCCGUCGGGAUGCGCUUGCGGCAGCGGCAGGCUGGCGCCCGUGGUACUGGUGGACGUGGUGGUUUCGCCCGGGUGAGUGAGAAGACGUCGACGGAAGGCAAUGCGCUGCUGGGCAGCUGCUAUGGGCUCGCGAUGCGGCAGGCGGAAUGCGCUGAGUUUUGGUGCGAGGUUGGGGCUGGGGAAGCCGCGGCGCUGUUGGCUUUGUUUGCGGCUGAGAGCGGCGGCGGAGUGGUGCAGGGGCAGGGGCUGGAGGAGACGGAUUGCUGCGAGUGA